This is a messenger RNA of Pyrus x bretschneideri (Chinese white pear), 2230 nucleotides long. RefSeq names its product germ cell nuclear acidic protein. The record is from RefSeq and is a predicted model, not a curated record. The transcript has 5 exons. Lineage: Eukaryota; Viridiplantae; Streptophyta; Magnoliopsida; Rosales; Rosaceae. Bases 245 to 1942 code for a protein of 565 amino acids.
UCAGUGGAAGUGUUUUUGUUUGGUCAAGACUCAAGUGAUCAGUCGAAGAGUCAGUCCCCAAAGCUCAGGACACAAGUCUUUGCAUCUCUUUAUGAGUUGUGUCGCCUCUUAGCCUUCUCUGUCUGUUCACUCUUCGGCUUUCAAAUUUUUCCAACGAGAAAACAGAAGCUUGGUAAUGCAGAAGUAGUGUGAGAGACAAAAGAGGGGUUUUUGUAUUUGUGUGCUGGUAGCUGGUUGUUGCUAAAUGGCGCCAACUACAUUGAUAAGAGAGCUCAACAGUUUAAAGAAGGAUUUUGAGGAUGGUAUGGGUAUGGGAUCAGUUAGGCGGGGGAAGAGAGAGCGUGUGGCCGAUAGGAUAUUUGAGCCCAAUUCCUGCGGCAGUGCCACCAAGAAAAGAAGAAAGUGCAGUACUAAAGUUGAAGAACUGAUACCGGAUGAGGAUUAUGAGACAUUCUUGAGUUCUUUAGCUGACCAUGGCAGUGAUGUUGAUUAUAUUGACAAUAGAUGGGUGGAUGAUCGGAAUGGUGGUGAUGUCAAUGUAAAUGAUAGGUCUGUGGAUGAUGGCGAUCACAACGUUGAGGUUAGGCCUUUGGAUGAUGGUGUUGACGGUGGUGAUGAUGAGGAUCCUGAUUAUAAGAUACUCUUGGAUAAAUUGACGAAAGGUGGAAAGUCCUUCACAAACAAUAGGUCUGUGGAUGAUGGUUAUGAUGAUGAUGAUGAUGAUGAUGAUGUCCAUGCAAACGGUAGGUAUGCGGAUGAUGGUGGUGAAAACACUCAGUCUCUGGAUGAUAGUCUUGAUGAUGAGGAUCCUCAGUAUAAGAUAUUCUUGGAAAAGCUGAGGCAAGAUGGAAAGUCUUAUGUGUUGGAAGCUGUUGGAGAUAAUGGGAAAUCAGAAGUGAUCAAGUAUGAACAAGAAAAUGAGAUACUUGACGGGCCCGAUUUUGACACCCCUGAAACUUUGAAAAAAUCUCAGGUGAAAGAGAAGCCUGAUAUUCAAAGCACUUUAAGGAGGAGUAUGAAGAGAAAAUGCACAAAUUGCCUUAAAAAUUCUGCUCUUCCUGUGAAUAAAGAAGUGAUUGCGAGCCCAAGAAUUGUUAAGUAUGAUCUGAGGAAAGAAAACAGGGCAAUUCUGGAAAACAGCUCAAUGAAGAAGAAGAAGAAGAAGAAUGUAAAUGAGAAAGCUGCAAAUGGUAGCACACGGGGGCGUCCUUUGAAAAUACCCCCUGUGGAGGCUGUUCAUUUUACCAUGCAAGGAUGUGCAAAUGAGAAAGCUGCUAAAGGUAGCACAAAGGAGUGCCCUGUUAAAAGAACUCGUGUGGCGGAUCUCCGGUUUGCCAAGCAAGGAUGCAAGCGCGGAUUAGAAGAUGAGGACUACACAAAGCUUUUAAGUUGUCUACAGUUUGAUGAUGGUAAAAUGGUGUAUUCACCUCCAAAUGGUAGACCGGUGAUACUGGAUGAUGAUGGAGAGAGUUCACCUCCAAAUAGAAGUUUUACUUCAUUUACAGCUGUGGAUGUAGACAGUGGGCGGUGCGUUAAAACUCGUGAUGCAAGUCAUUCGCAGUUUAGGAAGGGGCUUAUGGAUAUUCUGACCAGGCCUUAUGACUAUGAAGAGUACAGAAGCCUCUUGAAAGAAGCGACUCACCGAAAGCCAUUGGGGCACGACAGAAAUCUGCGCAAUAGAACAAUAACCUGUCCAGUUGAGGGGAAACUCGCACCUUCAUAUCUAAAACAGCACAUAGUUCUGAGAAGAAAGAUUACGGCAGCUCGUGGUGACCGCCCUAGAGUUUUGAAUCUCUUGCGGGGAUUUUUCUACUGGCUGAAGAAUGUGGCCCAAGAUGAAAGCUUCUGUCCUUGGAAUGACUCGUCUUGUUUGAAAGUGCUGCCACCAUCUGAUAAGAAGGCUGGACUUACAGAAAGGGGACUUGAAGGCAAACGUAAGUAAGAGUUCGUGCACCAUCUUCAGAUUCCGAUGGAAACAAGUUUGACAAGUACAUUGGUAAGAUUUUAGUAUGUAGAUAAUUAGGGUUUAAAAUAGGCUCUGGUUCAGGAACCUUUCCCACUUUUGGAGUAGAAAAUACUAACCAUAUGUUAAAAUCGUAUUCGACUCUGUCUCCCUCCCUCCCUCCCUCCCUCCCUCGCACCCCCCCAUCCUCCUUCGCUCAGAGGUAUGCAGGGGAAGAAAUUAACAUAUCAGACUCUAAUUAAUAUAAAUAUUCACCAUCUUUUUACA